AUGUUUUCCUUGGGCAGUCACCUAGCAUUACACAACUCCUCAAUGUUGCAUUCUUUUGUGGAUUCGUUUUUUCUGGGCAAGAAGGCUCUGGUAAAAGAUCGAUUGCGUCAAUCAAUGGAAACCAUUGUUGAUGGACUGUUUGAAGAAAUGGUCGAUCAGGUCAAGGAAAUGCUGCUGCCUCCAAAAGAAGGUGCAAGUAAUGAUCAAGUGAAACCUUUUGGUUUUGAGACCACCACUUUUGCUACUCCAGCCAAAGCUACAACAAGCAACCUGCCUGUCAUUGAAAAGCAGAAAAACAAAAUGAUCUUUGCAACCAAGUCCAACCUGCCCGGUCCCUCUUCUUCAAAUGCUUCACAACCGUUUUCUGGUUUUUAUAAACGAAUGGCCGAGAGUGAUGGUGGCAACAACAGUCAGCCAAACAAGAAAAAAGCGGUCACUGUAGAGCUUCAGAUCGAUGAUUCACUUGAUGACGAGUAUGACUAUGGUGACGUGGCUCUCGAUGAAGGUGCUGGUGGCGGUGACACUGAACUGGCUAACAUCAGUGCCACCCCCAUCAACAAUGCUUCAAACGCUUCCAAUGAGCAACCGCAUCAACCGACUCAAUCUGGAAAGUUUCCCUGUACUGAACCUAACUGCACUAAAACCUUCAGAGGUAAUGCUGAUCUCAAACGACACCUUCGAACGCACAACAAUGCCAAACCAUUCGGAUGCACCUUUCCUGGCUGCUCUCUGGAGUUUGCUCUUCGCGGAAAUGCAAUUCGCCACAUUCUCAACGUGCAUCUGAAGAAAAAGCCUGGAGAACCUGAUAAAGAAGGAGAAGAGGACCUCAAUGAGCCACCCGAUCCAGCAACCUAUCUCAGCAUCAAAGAGGAACUUCUUUGA
Molecule: messenger RNA, 882 nt
Organism: Rhagoletis zephyria (snowberry fruit fly)
Lineage: Eukaryota; Metazoa; Arthropoda; Insecta; Diptera; Tephritidae
Source: RefSeq, a predicted model, not a curated record